GGCGGGCCCUGCACCCACGUGACAGGCGGAGGGCGGAAGCGCCGCGCAACCAGGCCGCGCCGGUGGAAGCGGAGCCGGAGAGAGCAGGAGCAGCCAUGGUGUCCGGCAAGCAGCUGGCGGACUUCGGCUACAAGGCCUUCUCCGGGUCCAUGAUGCUGCUGACGGUGUACGCCGGGUACCUGUGCAGCGUCCGCGCCUACCGCCUGCUCGAGCGCCGCCGGGAGCGGCAGGCCGCGGCCGGCCCCGAGAGCUGAGCGCGGCUUGGGG
Messenger RNA from Neopsephotus bourkii (Bourke's parrot), 267 nucleotides. Its product is annotated as cytochrome c oxidase assembly protein COX14. The coding region runs from base 96 to 254 and encodes 52 amino acids. The transcript is spliced from 2 exons. Gene Ontology annotation, cellular component: mitochondrion. The record is from RefSeq and is a predicted model, not a curated record. Gene Ontology annotation, biological process: mitochondrial respiratory chain complex IV assembly. Lineage: Eukaryota; Metazoa; Chordata; Aves; Psittaciformes; Psittacidae.